AUGGUUAAAACAAGUAAAACUCAAACUUGGUUGGCAGGGCUUGAUGAGGAAGAGAGAAAAAAAGGUCUGAUAACUGCACUCCGCCAUCGAAAGCUUGUUCAAACAAAAAACGCAGAAUCGGAAAAAUUGGAAAAAGAGGAGUUUCUUCCAAAACUUCAGCAAACUCAAGCCGAUGUUGAUAGAAGAAAGAAUAAGGAAAUCAAUCAAAUGCAAAAUCAUCGAUGCCGGCGUGAUAACAGCGAGACUGAUCAUUGCAAUCACAAUAUUUUUUCUGUCAUGGCAGCGGCGCCUGGAAAAUCAUAUAAGUCCGGAAAAAGUUUCAAUUUUGAAACUUUCUUUAAUGAAACUAAAUUUCAAAUCAAUCUUUUCGAUAAGAUGUUUGAUCAAAACGACGAUCAACUCUCAAAAAAUGUGGAAAAUCUUUCGACGAACCUCAUUCGACUUUAUUCUAAGAUUUAA
Molecule: messenger RNA, 459 nt
Organism: Oikopleura dioica
Lineage: Eukaryota; Metazoa; Chordata; Appendicularia; Copelata; Oikopleuridae
Source: the annotation of a GenBank genome assembly